AUGCAGUUCGCCAGGGUACGUUAUAUGAGGACCAUUGGUACAAAGAACGUCAUCGGCGAUGCGAAAAUGUGCCCCUUGAAAACAACCCUCGUAAAAGGUUGUGCUGAGGAGACAACCUCUGCAUUUGGUUGUGCUACAGAAACUGAUUGUGCCAAAGAAACAACAAUCACUAAUAAUUGCGUUAAGAAGAUGACAUCUGUAAUCGAUGGCAGUGCUAAGAGAACAGUAAUUUAUACUGAUUGUGCAAAGAGAACGGAUGACGUCAGUGAUUGUGCUACCCAUACAAAAUCUAUUAUUGAUUGUGCUAGGAGAUCAACUAUUGACAAUGAUUGUGCUACCGAGACAAUCAAUGCUAAUGAUUGUGCUUCGAUGAAUUCUGCGUUACAUAUAAUCGAGACAGCGACUUCGACAGUGAUAAACACUUUAUUGAAUGGUGAAUGCAGAGACAUUUUGGUGAAACGUAAGGCGCCAUCUAUUGAUAAAACAACAGAGACUAGGAGCUACAGAAGAAAGCAUCAUUUGUGCUACAAAUGUGGGGACGUAACCCAUAUGUAUGUGAAUUGUCCGUUGAAACAUACUGCCAUUAGAGACGUUUAG
Molecule: messenger RNA, 597 nt
Organism: Owenia fusiformis
Lineage: Eukaryota; Metazoa; Annelida; Polychaeta; Sabellida; Oweniidae
Source: the annotation of a GenBank genome assembly